AUGCCACAAUAUACUGGAUAUGAUUUAAUUGAAGAUGAUGAGAAGGAUCAAUUAAUACUUAAUAACUUUUUAAAUCCAGGUGAAUCCACAAAAAAUUACACAUCAAUAUUAAGAGAUACAAUAGUCAGAAUUCAAAAUGAUAGCGAUACAGAGGAUGGUUAUCUGUUGGUAAAGGGUUUCAAUAAAAAUUUUAAAAAAAUAAUCAAACCAAGUUCUUUAUUAGAGUUUAGGAUUUCAGGGACAUUAAAGACAGACAAAUUUGUAAACAUUGGUAAUACAAGAUUAAUAAUAACCACUGAUUCAGCCAAAGAUGCACCAGUUUUAAAUAGUUGUAAAGUUAAUUAA
Dictyostelium purpureum is the source of this 345-nucleotide messenger RNA. RefSeq lists its product as uncharacterized. The coding region runs from base 1 to 345 and encodes 114 amino acids. The transcript is spliced from 2 exons. NCBI's taxonomy places the organism in Eukaryota, Evosea, Eumycetozoa, Dictyosteliales, Dictyosteliaceae. The record is from RefSeq and is a predicted model, not a curated record.